CUAAGUCCAACCCAACCACGAAAUGAAAGGACGAUUCAUUUUGUUUUAUUUACUUUGGAUACUACCCGUUCGUGGCUCCAUCCCUUUAGAGUAAUUGGAAUUUAAACUUUCUGUUAAGGAAUGUCUAUUUCCUGCUGUGGGAGUUUAUUAAACAAAGGGCUACUUGUGGGGAUUAGCGAGUACAUAAAAACAACAUAACGAUUAACGGUUGCCGUGAUGGACGUGACGCAUUCGUGUAGCUGCUGCUUGCGGUGUCCCCCGGACAAGGACUUGACGACGCCGUACACACAUCUCGGCAUAACGGAGAUAUAUGCCGACAUGAUCAAAGAGUGCUUUGAUAUACAUCUGGUGGUGGGCGGCUCGGGCUCGUGCGGCAUCUGCUCGGCGUGCGUGGGCCGCCUGCGAGACGCGAGCGACUUCAAGCUGCAAGUGCAGCGCAGCCAGGCGGAGCUGCAGGCACUGCUUAUUAAAGCGGAGCCUGCGGUCGAAUCUGAGCAGGCUGAUGAUGGCGCGGACGAUAAAUCUGUUUAUGAUGCGUUAUAUGAAGAGCCCAUACUGGUGGAGCAGUCGGAGGUCGGCGAAGAGAAGAGCAAGGUACUCAUGGAUGUAGACCCCCUCGUCAAGUCGGAGACGGAUGAUGUGCUGAGUGACGGAGACUCGUCAGCGGCGGUGUGUUCGGACGGCAGGGCCGCCAGCGCCAGGGAACAGCUCGCGAUGGCGUGUACCGUGGUGCUCGAGCGCCUCAGCGACGACGCGACUGUUCACAGUGGAGACAAACCAUACUACUGCGAACACUGUGGCAAGCUUUAUAGAAACAAGACUAUUUUAAGAAAACACAUAGAAAACAAACACUUGUCGAUCGGACCAAAACCAUUUGCUUGUGAUUUUUGUAGUUCUACUUUUCAAACAAAAUUGCUUGCAAUUGAACAUGACAAAAACGAACACGUGAUAAAAAUUGAACGUGAUAAAAAUUUCAUGUGUGCUGAAUGUGAGUAUACAACAAGUUCAAAGAAAAUUUUAGAGACUCAUUUAAAGAGUCACACAGUUGAGAAUAAUUUUAAGAGUGUCCACUGUAAAGGCACAAGUUCGUGUAAAGGUGAUUUACACAAACCUCAAUCAAUAUACAUUGAUGGAAAGCCUUUUCAAUAUAGCGACUACGAUUUCCUAUGCAAUCAGAGAACACACCAGAUGAUACAUACUGGCGAGAAGCCUUUUCAGUGUAGCCUCUGUGAUUACAAAUGCAGUCGGAAAUCACAUUUAAAAAUACACCUGUUGACACACAGCGCGGAAAAGCCAUUUAAAUGUAGCAAUUGCGAAUACAAAUGCAAGCGGAGAGAACACUUGCUACAACAUCAGAUAAUACACACUGAGGAAAAGCCAUUUCAAUGUAGCAACUGCGAAUACAAGUGUAGGCGGAAAAGACACUUGCUAGCACACCAGAAUACACACAACAGAGAGAAGCCGUACACAUGUAAUUAUUGCGACUACAAGAGCAGUGACAAGUCAAAAUUACGAACACAUGAAAGGACACAUGCUGGCGAGAAGCCUUUUCAGUGUAGCCACUGUGAUUACAAAUUCAGUCAGAAAGGACAUUUAAAAAGACACCAAAUGAUACACACUGCCGAGAAGCCGUACUCAUGUAGUCAUUGCGACUACAAGAGCAGUGAUAAGUCAAAAUUACAAGCACAUGAAAGGACACAUACUGGCGAGAAGCCUUUUCAGUGUAGCCUCUGUGAUUACAAAUGCAGUCGGAAAUGUUAUUUAAAAAUACACCUGUUGACACACAGCGCGGAAAAGCCAUUUCAAUGUAGCAACUGCGAAUACAAGUGUAGGCGGAAAGAACACUUGCUAGCACACCAGAAUAUACACAACAGAGAGAAGCCGUACACAUGUAAUUAUUGCGACUACAAAAGCAGUGACAAGUCAAAAACACGAACACAUGAAAGGACACAUACUGGCGAGCUUUUUCAGUCUAGCCACUGUAAUUACAAAUUCACUCGGCAAUCACAUUUAAAAAGGCACCAGAUGAUACACACUGGGGCAAAGCCAUUUCAAUGUAGCAAUUGCGAAUACAAAUGCAAGCGGAGAGAACAUUUGCUACAACAUCAGAUGAUACACACUGGGGCAAAGCCAUUUCAAUGUAGCAAUUGCGAAUACAAGUGUAGGCGGAAAGAUCACUUGCUAAAACAUCAGAUGAUACACACUGGGGCAAAGCCAUUUCAAUGUAGCAAUUGCGAAUACAAGUGUAGGCGGAAAGAACACUUGCUAGCACACCAGAAGAUACACACCGGUAAGAAGUCGUACACAUGUAGUCAUUGCGACUACAAGUGCAGUAAUAAGCGAACCUUACGAGGACACGAAAUUAUACAUACUGGCGAAAAGUACUUUCAAUGUAGCUACUGUGGUUGCACAUUCAGGCGGAAAUCAAACUUACGAGAUCACAUAAAAAUACACACAAAUCCUUACAAGUGUAGUUAUUGCGAUUACAAGUGCAGUGAUAGUUCUAAGUUACGAAUACACGAAAGGAAACAUACUGGCGAGAAGCCGUUCAAAUGUAGCCACUGUGAUUACAAAUUCAGUGAUAAAUCCAACCUACGACGUCACCAGAAGACGCAUACUGGGAAGCCUAAAAAGUAAUAAUUGCAACUAACAAGUGCUGCCUGAAACAGCACCUGCGACACCUAAAACAUAAAUGAUGUACCUAAUUAAGAGGAUAGUAGAGGACCGCGUCUCCACAUGAACGUAGUCUACCUUUUCCUCUCUGAAUAUUGAC
Cydia strobilella is the source of this 2773-nucleotide messenger RNA. Its product is annotated as zinc finger protein 585A-like. Gene Ontology annotation, cellular component: nucleus. The transcript is spliced from 6 exons. Lineage: Eukaryota; Metazoa; Arthropoda; Insecta; Lepidoptera; Tortricidae. The record is from RefSeq and is a predicted model, not a curated record. Gene Ontology annotation, molecular function: zinc ion binding. The coding region runs from base 217 to 2637 and encodes 806 amino acids.